Molecule: messenger RNA, 818 nt
Organism: Neurospora tetrasperma FGSC 2508
Lineage: Eukaryota; Fungi; Ascomycota; Sordariomycetes; Sordariales; Sordariaceae
Product: NADH:ubiquinone oxidoreductase 18.4kD subunit
Exons: 3
Coding region: 118-615 (165 amino acids)
Biological process (GO): mitochondrial electron transport, NADH to ubiquinone
Source: RefSeq, a predicted model, not a curated record
CACUGGGGAAGCUCAACUUCAUCAUACGUACCUGGUCCAGCUCUCGGCCGGUGCCCGCAGCGACUGACUCGAGACACUCCCGUCUCCAUCCACAACCUCCUCCACCGAACAUCCACCAUGUACCCUUCAAGAUUGCGGGUGGCCCAUCAGCUGUCGCGCCAAUGCGCGCGCUCAUUCACCACUUCUGGCCAUCAAUUGUAUUCGUCGUCGACCGUUCCGGCGCCUGAGAAGAGUGAACAGAAGACUGUCGAAGUUACGCCGACAGGACCGGCCGCCGUCGUGAAGCAGGCUCCCAACCGCGCGGAGGUCUGGUCCCGGAGUCAGAAGCCCCGCUCCGAGGCCAUGACCGGCCCCCGUUUCGAGCAGACUAACUUUGAUCUCCAGCCUCAACCAUGGGCCGCCAUAGAGCUUAUCCACAAGCAGCCUGUCAAGUGGGUGCAUGAGCGUAUCGUGGCAUGCGAUGGCGGUGGUGGCCCUGCUGGUCACCCCAAGAUUUACAUCAACACCGACAAGCCUGAGAUUGCCACCUGCAACUACUGUGGACUUCCUUUCGCAAAUGAACACAACCGUAAACACCUCGAGUCCCUCCCCCAGACCUCCUACCCCCUUCAAUAAAGGAGAGCGAGCCAGCCGCAGUCGGAUUGACGUCGAGUGUGAAAAUGUACCACGGUACCAGUCCGUGAUGAAGGUCAAACAGGGACCUGUACAUAUAGAACUGAAUAAUGACGGAAUGGAAUUUUAAUCGCUUCAAGGGGCACAAAGUAAGCCCGUACUGAUUCGAUUUGCUAGACAGCUACAAUGCAAUCUCAUGAGCCGGU